CAGGCGGCGGCGGCGAAGGGGGCGGAGAGGGAGGAGCGCGGCGGGACGGGACGCGGCCCGGGUCGCGCGGGCUCCUGGCGGUGGGGUUCUCGGCGCGACGGCGGUGGUAGCGGCUGCCGCUGCGGCGCCAGCAGCAGGACAGUCAUUGGCACCAUGAACUGGAAUAAAGGUGGCCCUGGCACUAAGCGGGGGUUUGGCUUUGGAGGUUUUGCCAUUAGUGCUGGGAAGAAGGAAGAACCCAAACUCCCACAACAAUCCCACAGUGCCUUUGGGGCAACCAGUUCUUCUUCUGGAUUUGGAAAGUCAGCUCCACCACAGCUUCCUUCUUUCUACAAAAUUGGAUCUAAAAGAGCCAACUUUGAUGAAGAAAAUGCGUAUUUUGAAGAUGAGGAAGAAGACUCCAGUACUGUUGAUUUGCCUUACAUUCCUGCUGAAAACUCCCCUACACGUCAGCAAUUGCAUUCCAAGCCAGCGGACUCUGACAGUGAUGAUGACCCCUUGGAGGCAUUCAUGGCUGAAGUAGAGGAUCAGGCAGCUAGAGACAUGAAAAGACUUGAAGAAAAGGACAAGGAAAGAAAAAACGUAAAGGGUAUUCGAGAUGACAUUGAAGAGGAAGAUGACCAAGAAGCUUAUUUUCGAUACAUGGCAGAAAACCCAACUGCUGGUGUGGUUCAGGAGGAAGAAGAAGACAAUCUGGAAUAUGACAGCGAUGGAAAUCCAAUUGCACCCUCCAAAAAAAUAAUUGAUCCUCUUCCUCCCAUUGAUCAUUCAGAGAUUGAUUACCCACCAUUCGAAAAAAAUUUUUACAAUGAACAUGAGGAGAUAACCAACCUCACUCCACAGCAGUUAAUAGAUCUUCGGCAUAAGCUCAAUCUUCGGGUCUCUGGUGCUGCACCUCCUAGACCAGGGAGUAGUUUUGCUCAUUUUGGGUUUGAUGAACAACUCAUGCACCAGAUUCGGAAAUCUGAGUACACACAGCCCACUCCAAUACAAUGUCAGGGUGUACCUGUGGCAUUAAGUGGUAGAGACAUGAUUGGUAUUGCUAAAACAGGCAGUGGAAAAACUGCAGCUUUCAUCUGGCCCAUGUUGAUUCAUAUAAUGGACCAGAAGGAAUUGGAGCCAGGUGAUGGACCAAUUGCAGUGAUUGUGUGUCCUACAAGGGAGCUUUGCCAGCAGAUCCAUGCAGAGUGUAAGCGGUUUGGGAAAGCAUAUAAUCUUCGCUCAGUGGCUGUAUACGGAGGAGGGAGCAUGUGGGAGCAGGCCAAGGCCCUUCAGGAAGGGGCAGAGAUUGUUGUGUGUACUCCAGGCCGACUGAUUGAUCACGUGAAGAAGAAAGCCACUAAUCUUCAACGAGUCUCUUACCUUGUGUUUGAUGAAGCAGAUCGAAUGUUUGACAUGGGAUUCGAGUACCAGGUUCGAUCCAUAGCGAGUCAUGUCCGUCCUGACAGACAGAGUACGUAUGAAGCCAAUGAAGAUGUGACCCAGAUUGUGGAGAUUCUCCAUUCUGGGCCUAGUAAAUGGAACUGGCUUACACGCCGUCUGGUGGAGUUCACCUCUUCAGGGAGUGUCCUCCUGUUUGUUACUAAAAAAGCCAAUGCUGAAGAGCUAGCCAAUAACCUUAAGCAGGAGGGUCAUAAUCUUGGACUACUCCAUGGGGACAUGGAUCAGAGUGAGAGAAACAAGGUCAUUUCAGACUUUAAGAAAAAGGACAUUCCAGUCCUGGUGGCCACUGAUGUUGCAGCCCGUGGUCUGGACAUUCCUUCAAUUAAGACUGUCAUUAACUAUGAUGUGGCACGAGACAUUGAUACCCAUACACAUAGGAUUGGGCGCACAGGAAGAGCUGGUGAGAAGGGUGUGGCCUAUACCUUACUGACCCCCAAGGAUAGCAAUUUUGCUGGUGACCUUGUCCGGAACUUGGAAGGAGCCAACCAACAUGUGUCCAAGGAACUCCUAGAUCUCGCAAUGCAGAAUGCCUGGUUUCGGAAAUCCCGCUUCAAAGGAGGAAAAGGCAAAAAGCUGAACAUUGGUGGAGGAGGCCUGGGCUAUAGGGAGCGGCCUGGCCUAGGGUCUGAGAACACGGAUCGAGGAAAUAAUAACAAUGUGAUGAGUAACUAUGAGGCCUACAAGCCCUCCACAGGAGCCAUGGGAGAUCGCCUGACAGCAAUGAAAGCAGCUUUCCAGUCACAGUACAAGAGUCAUUUUGUUGCAGCCAGUUUAAGUAAUCAGAAGGCCGGAAGCUCCGCUGCUGGGCCAAGUGGAUGGACGAGUGCAGGAAGCUUGAAUUCUGUUCCAACUAAUUCAGCACAGCAGGGCCAUAACAGUCCUGACAGCCCUCUUGCCAGUUCUGCCAAAAGCAUCCCAGGCUUUGGCAGUGCUGGGAAUAUCAGUAGUGCUCCAGUGACCUACCCUUCUGUUGGCACACAGGGAGCCAACAACACAGCUUCAGGGAAUAACAGCCGCGAAGGGAUUGGGGGUGGCAAUGGUAAAAGAGAGAGAUACACUGAGAACCGGGGUGGCAGCCGUCAUAGUCACGGAGAGAGUGGCAUUCGGCACGGCGAUAGCCCACGUCAUGGAGAUGGUGGUCGUCAUGGAGAUGGAUACCGGUUCCCAGAAAGUAGCAGUAGCCGUCAUACUGAUGGCCAUCGGCAUGGGGAGAACAGGCAUGGAGGAAGUGCAGGCCGGCAUGGGGAGAGCCGGAGUGCAAGUGAUGGCCGGAACGGAGAGAGCAGGAAAGAAGGUUGUAAUCGUGAAAGCAAGAUGGACCCCAAGGUGGACAGCAAGAUGGACAAGAUGGAUAGUAAGACAGAUAAGACAGCUGAUGGUUUUGCUGUCCCGGAGCCACCCAAACGCAAGAAAAGUCGAUGGGACAGUUAGAGGGAAUGUGUUACAGUGUGAAAUCAGUUCUUCAGUUUUAUUUUUAGAGAUUUUGGUAACUAGGUGUCUCAGGGCUGGGUUGGGGUCCAGGAUGUAAGGACCCCCUGCCCUUAGCGGACAGCUUGGAGCACAGACAUUAUGCCUUCCUCUGAAUGAUUGUUCAGAUGCCUUCUUGGGAAGCUGCUUUGAUCCCAGCAAACAAUGAGCUGGGAAGCUUCUGUUGGCACUGGGUGAGUUGUCAUGAGGGUAAGUUGAAGACGCUUGGAAAAGGCCUUAUAGGGCACAAAACUCACUCUAGGUUUGUAAGUAGCUUAUAUUUUUUACUAAAUUGUCACCUUAUAAACAUCUGUGAGUAAAAUUGUUUUUCUUAGUGCUCUGGCCAGGCAAUCCCUUUUUAGGAGUUGAGUUUUGCAAACCCAAAUUAUUGAGCUGCUGGGAUUAUUUGCAGAGCAGUUUGGUGCUUCAAGACAUUUGCAGGGAAGGGAGAUCCUCAAUUCUAAAUAAAGAGUCGAUGCUCAGGUUCUCUAGAUUGUAUCCAGCCCUGAGACAUGCAAGAGGCAACUUUCCAAGCCCAGCUUUUAAGAGCCUCUAUGAUUGAAGGGAAAUGGUUCUAGAAGGUUCCAGGAUUGCUUCAGGCCUGAGGUUUUGGCUAAAUUAAAAAUUAAAACCAACAACAGCUUUUUAAAGUAUCUAUUUCUUUUAUUUUGGAUUUUUUUUUUUUUUUUUUUUUUGGUAACUUGCCCCAGUAGAAGUCUUUGCUGAAAUGAUUUUGAUGACUUUUGUUUUAUCUUGUUUAUAAAAAGGAAAAGAAAUACAAAAACUUCAAAUUUUGUGACUUUGUGAAGGUUUCUUUAAGAUGUGCAUUCCUCUGCUUGCUCUCUAGUAAACGUUUUACUACUGGGA
Messenger RNA from Octodon degus (degu), 3777 nucleotides. It is a transcript of the gene Ddx42, whose product is annotated as DEAD-box helicase 42. NCBI's taxonomy places the organism in Eukaryota, Metazoa, Chordata, Mammalia, Rodentia, Octodontidae. The record is from RefSeq and is a predicted model, not a curated record. Gene Ontology annotation, molecular function: nucleic acid binding; RNA helicase activity; ATP binding. The transcript has 17 exons. The coding region runs from base 154 to 2874 and encodes 906 amino acids.